CCUACAAAACAUUAUAUUAUUAUACAACGCAAUCUCAUCGGAGUUCAAAAACCUCCAAAAAACACGUAAAUCUACGGGAUUCCGCCAUUGAAAUUGCUCAGCUCUGAGCUUCAGUUCCAGUUAUGGAUACAAUAAACUCCUUCAAGGGCUAUGGGAAGGUGGAUCCGGCCGCGGAACAAGCUUUCCGGCGGAAGACCCGCAAGCGUAUAAUCAUUCUCGCCGUUUCGGCGGUGCUUCUCGUCGGUCUGGUCAUCGGAAUAGUCGCCGGAACGGUCAUUCACAAGAAGAACAAGAAUGAAGGCUCCGGCUCCGGCGAAGGCGGCGAUGCCACUCGCAGCACUUCGAAAUCCGUCCAGGCGAUCUGCAGCGUGACAGAGUACAAAGAUUCGUGCGUUUCGAGUCUGUCGCAGGUUGCCGGCGAAAAAACCACCGACCCUAAAAAGCUCUUCGUGCUUUCUCUGCAACUGGCGGUUGAUUCGUUGAAGAAGCUGGCCUCGCAGCCGGCGGGAUGGAGGAAAGGGACCGCCGACGAGAGCGUUCAGAAGGCAUUCGGUGUUUGCCGGGAUGUUUUCGACGACGCAAUAGAUCGACUCAACGAUUCCAUCUCUUCCGUGGACGGCGGAGACGGCAAGCGGUUUUCCACCGCAAUAAUCGCCGAUCUAAAAACAUGGCUGAGCUCCGCCGUGACGGAUCAAGAAACGUGCUUGAACGCGCUGGAAGAAAUCAAAGCAAACGCUACGGUCGUCGACAAUGUGAAGGCGGUAAUGAAGAACUCAUCCGAAUUCGCCAGCAACAGUUUGGCCAUCGUGGCUCACAUUUUCUCCAUUCUCGGCGACUUCAACAUUCCGAUCCACCGGAAACUACUGGCGGCGAAUCAAGACUCGGAUAGAUUCCCGGAAUGGGUUAGAUCCGGCGACCGGAAACUGCUGCAGGCCGCGAACCCGAAGCCGGACGUGACAGUGGACAAAAAUGGGUCUCCGGCGACUGUAAAAACCAUCCAAGAAGCUGUGGAUAAGAUCCCCAAGAAGAGUAAAACCAGAUUUGUGAUAUACGUGAUGGCCGGCGAGUACAAGGAGAAUUUGGUGUUGGAUAAACACAAAUGGAAUGUGAUGAUGUAUGGCGACGGAAAGGGAAAGACCAUAAUUACCGGCAACACUAACUUCAUCGACGGCACGCCUACUUUCAAGACUGCAACCUUCGCCGUUGCCGGAAAAGGAUUUAUUGGCAGGGACAUAACGUUCCAAAACACGGCCGGAGCAGAGAAACACCAGGCGGUGGCAAUGCGGUCGGGGUCCGAUCAAUCGGUGUUUUACCGCUGCUCCUUCGACGCCUACCAAGACACGCUCUACGCCCACUCAAACCGGCAAUUCUACCGGGACUGCGACAUCACCGGCACCGUCGACUUUAUUUUCGGCAACGCCGCCGUGGUUUUCCAGAACUGCAAAAUCCAGCCGCGGCAGCCGCUGCCGAAUCAAUUCGUCACCAUUACCGCCCAAGGAAAGAAAGACCCAAACCAGAACACCGGCAUUUCCAUUCAGAAGUGCGACAUUUCGCCGCUCGAUAAGCUCACCGCCCCAACUUACCUCGGCCGGCCAUGGAAACAGUUCUCCACCACCGUCAUCAUGCAGUCAACGAUUGGAUCGUUCUUGAAGCCGCAAGGCUGGAUUGAGUGGGUCCCCAAUGUUGAUCCUCCGGCCUCCAUUUUCUACGGCGAGUAUAUGAACACCGGCGCCGGCGCCGGCGUGGAGCAAAGGGUGAAAUGGGCUGGGUAUAAACCUAGCAUCACGUCGGACCAGGCUUCGAAAUUCACAGUCGAAUCUUUCAUACAAGGCGGCGAGUGGUUGCCGGCGGACGUCACUCAUGAGCCAACCCUGUAACUUAGCGACUCCAUGGUAGACUAAUUUACAUUGAACAUUAUAUUUCCUUUCAUAUCUAAUACCAUAACAUUUGUGUGUUUUUUAAUAUAUAAAAAGUUAAAUUUUCUUUGUCA
This is a messenger RNA of Ipomoea nil (Japanese morning glory), 1990 nucleotides long. RefSeq names its product pectinesterase 3-like. Gene Ontology annotation, biological process: cell wall modification. The record is from RefSeq and is a predicted model, not a curated record. NCBI's taxonomy places the organism in Eukaryota, Viridiplantae, Streptophyta, Magnoliopsida, Solanales, Convolvulaceae. The coding region runs from base 123 to 1877 and encodes 584 amino acids. The transcript is spliced from 2 exons. Gene Ontology annotation, molecular function: pectinesterase activity; pectinesterase inhibitor activity.